Messenger RNA from Spea bombifrons (plains spadefoot toad), 2217 nucleotides. It is a transcript of the gene GMEB2, whose product is annotated as glucocorticoid modulatory element binding protein 2. NCBI's taxonomy places the organism in Eukaryota, Metazoa, Chordata, Amphibia, Anura, Pelobatidae. Gene Ontology annotation, biological process: positive regulation of transcription by RNA polymerase II. Gene Ontology annotation, cellular component: nucleus. Bases 178 to 1785 code for a protein of 535 amino acids. The record is from RefSeq and is a predicted model, not a curated record. Gene Ontology annotation, molecular function: DNA-binding transcription activator activity, RNA polymerase II-specific; RNA polymerase II cis-regulatory region sequence-specific DNA binding. The transcript has 10 exons.
CACGUGAGCGCGCUCCACCUCCCCCUGGAAGCUCGGGAGCGCGCGCGGCCUGUUCUUUGCACCCCGCCCGCUCCACCGAUACCGCCUAAUCCCCGGCGGGAAGCCCCUUGUUCGCGUCGUCCAGUGUCCCGGAGCCGGCCAGGCAGCCAGCUCCGCGUGGAUCCUCUCCAGCUCGCCAUGGCUGCUCCGGAUGUCAGCGUUCACGUGGAAGAGGUUGUGGUCGUCACCACGCCGGAUAACAUGAUGGAUGGCGGCGGUGUGGAGGAGGUGAAAGCUGUGCUGGUGACGUCCAACAGGAGCCUCGUGGACGAAGCCCUAGACUCAGAGAACGUGGCAGCCGCAGCAGCGGCAGCAUUCAGCGCAACAGAGCUAAAAGAAGCCGUUUUAGUGAAGAUGGAGGGCGAGGAGGAGGAGGAGGAGGAGGGCAUGGAGGCAGAGAUCGCCUACCCUAUAACCUGCGGUGAGAGCAAAGCCAAUCUCAUCUGGAGGAAGUUUGUGUGUCCGGGAAUCAACGUCAAGUGUGUGCAGUACAACGACCAUUUGAUCAGCCCCAAGGAGUUUGUCCACCUGGCUGGGAAAUCCACCCUGAAGGACUGGAAGCGGGCGAUCCGGAUGAACGGAGUCAUGCUCAGGAAGAUCAUGGAUUCCGGGGAGCUGGAUUUCUUUCAGCACUCGAAGGUUUGUUCCAACACGUGCCGGAGCACCAAGAUCGACCUGACGGCCAGCCGUGUGUCUCUCUGCAGCCAGAUGUCCACCGAGUAUAUCCCCAUCACUCCGGUGUCAAGCGAGAGUUUCAGCGUGAACGGGAGCCCCACGACUAUAACCAUCGAAACCUGUGAUGGUUCUGGGGACUGGACCGGCAUGAUUGGAGAUGAGACUCUGGCGUUCUGGCAAGGCUUGAGGGACACAGGGCUCCUGGGUGACGUCUUACAGGAGUUUCACCAUGAGCUCUUAGAAACGAUGAGGGGACUGAAGCAGAGACUGCAGACGCCUCCGAUCCAGUUAGAGGACGCCACGUUGCUGAAUAACAUUGUCCAGAAUUUUGGCCUGUUGGACCUGAUUAAGAAAGUUCUGGCGAGUCACAAGAGCCAAAUGGACCGUUCCAGGGAGCAGUACACGAGGGACCUGGCAGCACUCGAACAACAGUGUGAUGAACACCGGAGACGGGCCAAGGAACUGAAGCACAAAUCCCAGCACCUUAACAAUGUCCUGAUGACCCUGACGCCCGUCAGCGCUCCUCCUCCAGCCAAGCGACCGCGACUGACCAGAGCGACGUCCGGCCCUGCGACUGUCAGCUCACAGGUGGCCACCCAACCAACGCAGAUAACCCUGCCUCAGGGAAUGUCUUUAUCCCAGCUGACCAGCCUUCCUUUCACCAAAGUAAUGUCCUCCACCAGCAUCCCAACAUCCUCCACUACCUCCCUGCUGACCAAGAACUCCAACUCCCAAGCCGGCUCCCCUUCAUCCCCGGUGUUAGGGGGUUACACCAUCCUCACCCCCUCAGGGGGCAGUUACGCAGGCACCACGUUGGAGAUUCAUCCGGAUUCCUCCAACCUCACCGUCCUGAGCGCAGCCGCCAUGCAAGACAGCAACACUGUUCUAAAGAUGGUGAGCCCUAUCCAGCUCCUUACCCUCCAGGGCCUUGGUGCGACCAUACAGAACCUGGCCCAGCUAGCCCCAGCCGGCAGCACCAUCUUGGCCAUGCCCUGUGGCUCGGGGGAUGGAGAGGAUGAACAGACCACCAUAGAGGUGACUUCGCUGGCCGAGGAGCUGGAGGACAAAUAGACUCUCGGGAGCCGUGUUUCCAUGUGUCCUGGCUCAGCCGCACGGUGACAGAAUGGGGGGCGCGUGUACAGGAGAGAGGGAGCAUGUCCAGGCUGCGCUAGCUGAUGAACCAAAGCGAAGUCCUCUUUUUUUUGGGGGGGGGGGGUUUGAAGUACCUGUACUGGACAAUGCGGUUGGCCAUUCUGCCGCAAAAUGAACAGGCCGGCUAUUGGCAGCUUUGACUCCCGGCUCGGUGGGGGGGGGUCUGUGGACUUGUCCAUGUUGUCUCUUGAGUUUUCAUGACCUGUCAGUCUUAAUUUCUUACUUAAUGAACUAUAGCAGGAAAAACUAAAUCUGCAGUAUUAUCGGAACGAGACGCCUGCUUCGUGGCCACUGCUAGUAUUGGGUUUGCCAAAGUUUGUGUCUUUUUCAUUAAAAUAGAGCAGAACUCUU